GUAAUCUCUCAGUUAAAAUUAAUAUCCUCCAUAGUAUGUAUCUAUCACUCCUUCAUACAUUUUUAUUCAAUAGAGAAAGCAAUUAAAAUUUGACCAGCCAUGACUGCAAAAUUGUACUAUAGCCAAGUGAGUCCUUCAUCAAGAGCUGUUUUGAUGUGUGCGAAAGCUAUUGGAUUAGAUCUGGUCAUAAUACAACUCAACAUCUUCAAUGGUGAACAGCAUAAUCCAGAAUUUAAAAAGUUAAAUCCCCUACACACAAUUCCCACUCUAGAUGACAAUGGUUUUGUACUAUAUGACAGCCAUGCAAUUAUGGCAUACCUAGUAGGAAAAUACGCUAAAGACAAGUCACUAUAUCCGGAGGAUUUACAAAAACGCGCCAUUAUCGAUCAAAGAUUACAUUUUGAUUCUGGUAUCCUAUUUGCCAGACAUCUCCGUGCAGGGGUGUCUAUACUUAGAGGAGCGAAAACAGUUGCCGAGGAACAUGUGGAAGCAUACAAAGAAGCAUACGGAUUUGUUGAGACUUUCCUGCAGGAUAAUAAAUACAUAGCAGGAGAUAGCUUGUCCAUCGCUGAUUUAAGUAUACUCAACACAAUAACAAAUGCCAAUAUCCUGGUGCCAGUCGAUGAGGGUACUUAUCCUAAAAUUACGGCUUGGAUAAAGCUUCUCAAAACUCUUCCUUAUUAUGAGAUAACCCAAGCCGGUGCAGAUGUUGUAAAAUCUUUCAUAAAAAAUAAAUUAGAACCUGUAAGUCAGUCUACAAUCAGUAGAAUUGAGGCUAAGUGGAGAGAGACUGGAACUGUUAAGGAUCUUGGCAAACCUGGUAGGCCCGGCGUUCCUAAUGACAAAAAACUGGAUAUCCUGGUUUCAUUAAACGAAAAUCCUAACCUCUCAAGUACUCAGCUCGCUUUAGAUAAUACAGUUCAUAGAUCGACUGUAACAAAAUUUUUAAAGAAGGAAAAGUGGCACCCUUAUAAAAUUCAAUUACUUCAAGAGCUACUUGAAGAUGAUCCAGAUCGCAGAAACGAGUUUUGCCAGACCAUGACCGAAAGAACUGAUAAUAACCCUAGACUAGUAAAACAGAUAUGCUUUUCAGACGAGGCAACGUUUUGUUUGAAUGGAGAAGUAAAUAGGCAAAAUUUUAGGUACUGGGCACCAGCAAAUCCACACUGGUUUACGGAAAGUCAUUCUCAGUAUAAUGAAAAGGUGAAUGUAUGGGCAGGGAUUAUUAAUAACAGAGUAAUAGGACCAUACUUCUUUGAAGGAUCUUUGACGGGAGAACGUUAUCAUGACUUUUUAGUAAACGACUUGAUUCCAGCACUGGCGACACUGUAUCCUGAUGAAAAUAUGCCAGACAUGCCAAACCAAGCGUUAUGGUUUCAACAGGACGGGGCACCGCCCCAUUAUGCUGCGAUUCGUUCACUAAUGGCUCCAAAAUUAUAUUAUGAUCCAGUGAGCCCCUCAUCAAGGGCUACCUUAAUGUGUGCAAAGGCGAUCGGCUUAGAUAUGGACUUAGUACAAGUUAGUGUUUACAAAGGGGAGCAACACAAUCCAGAAUUCAUAAAGUUAAAUCCCCUGCACAGUGUACCUACACUGGAUGACAAUGGUUUUGUACUAUAUGACAGCCAUGCAAUUAUGGCAUACCUGGUAGGAAAAUACGCUAAAGAUAAGUCACUAUAUCCGGAGGAUUUGCGAAGAAGAGCAAUUAUUGAUCAAAGACUUCAUUUUGACUCUGGUGUUCUCUUCGCUAGACAUGCCUGCGCUGUGUUAUCCAUUCUUAAGGGACAGAAACCAGUUGGUGAAGAACAUGUGAAGGCCGUGAACGAAGCGUAUGGUUUUAUCGAAAUUUUCCUGCAACACAAUAAAUACGUAGCAGGUGACAGUUUGUCCAUCGCCGAUUUUAGUAUACUUACCACUAUCUCAAACGCCAAUGUUCUGAUACCAUUUAAUGAGAGUACUUAUCCUAAACUUACAGCUUGGAGAAACCUACUUAAAAUUCUGCCUUAUUAUGAAAUAAAUCAAAUCGGCUUGGAGGCUUUUAUAUCUGUUAUGAGAAGUAAAUUGUCAUAGAAUGCUAUAGUAGUACAAACCUUAUAGAAGUAACAACAUUCUUAAAAUGUAAUUAUAGAGUAAAUUAAUAUAACAUGAUUUAUA
Molecule: messenger RNA, 2151 nt
Organism: Anoplophora glabripennis (Asian longhorned beetle)
Lineage: Eukaryota; Metazoa; Arthropoda; Insecta; Coleoptera; Cerambycidae
Exons: 7
Coding region: 100-2067 (655 amino acids)
Biological process (GO): glutathione metabolic process
Molecular function (GO): nucleic acid binding; glutathione transferase activity
Source: RefSeq, a predicted model, not a curated record